CAGUCCCAAGUCUGCUGAGUUUUCUAUAGACAAAAAAAAAAGAACCUUUCUUUCCUCUGGACACGAUAAAGAGUAAACCGAGCGAUUAUGAUUCACGCUGCUUUCAAAUGUGCAAGAGCAGCAGCUGCCGCAACGAUUCGUGGCCGCGCGAUCCCCGUUAGAAGCAGCCUCGUCAGAUACUCGAAGCCGCUGAGAUCGAUUCACGGUGAAAUCAGCGUUCCAAACGCGAAUCAUGUCGCGAUUCAGAUGGUCAAUUACGCUCUUUCUCACGCUAGGUCUCAAAGUUCAGAUGAAUCUUAUGCUCAAGGGAUGUUAGUGCUUGAGCAGUGCCUUGGGAAUCAAGCUGACGAUGACCAGGUCUCUCAGGACUCUAAAGCAACAGUCUUGCUUGCUAUGUCUGAUAUUUUAUAUGAAAGUGGGAACAGUAGUGAGGCCAUUGAACGCCUCAAGCAAGUCAUGACUUUGACACUCUCUUCCUUGUCUAUUAGAGUUGUUGCUGUGGAAGCUCUUGUUGGUCUCCUGAUUCAGUCUGGACAGGAUGAUGCUUCACUGAGUGUUGCUGAUGAAUUUCUGGAACUGGUUAAAGAGAGAGACCAUGAUAAUCUUCAGGAAGUGGCUGCGACAGCUAAAACGAUCAAAGGCCUUGCUGAACUUGUGAAAGGAAGUAUUGAAUCCGCCGAAUCUUUGUUUGUAGGACUUGAGAACCAUGAGAUCUGCAAAGGUAACGUUGCUCUUUCUUAUGGUGAGUACUUGCACGCCACUGGAAACUUUGAAACGGCAAAGGAGAUGUAUCAAAAGGCAAUUCAAGGAGUGAAAGACACCAAAGAAUCCAUGAGUUCUUGUAAUAUGAAUUUGAAAGCAGUUUCACUGGCAGCCACAUUUGCUCUUGGGCAGCUCGAGUCACACAUUGGAAAAUUUGGUGAUGCGGAGGAAACACUGACAAGUGCAUUGACAAGCGCUGAGGAACAUUAUGGACACAAUCAUCCCAAGGUUGGCGUGAUUUUAACUGGAGUAGCUCUCAUGUACCGAAACAAAGCAAAGCAAGAGCGCUCGAGUUCUAUCCUGAUUCAAGAGGGACUCUUUAGAAGAGCAUUGGAGCUCAUGAAAGCACCUCCACUGGAUUCAGAAGGAGGGAUAAUAAACAUGGAAACUCAGGAAGUAAUGGCUCUAGCAAGAGGAGGGUAUGCGGAGCUGCUACUGAUUCAAGAGAACAGAAAAAGCGAAGGAGAGAAGAUGAAAUCAUGGGCUGAAUCUGCAUGGAUAAACAAACGUAUCUCUCUCUCAGAGGCAUUGACCCUCUCUGAGCCAUUAGGUAAAGUAGCCAUCAUAGAUGCAAGAACCACUCGUGUCCUCUAAAGUGGUUGUGAAGAAUAUAUAAAUAAACAAGUUUUACAUUAUGAUGUGUGAGUAAUGCUCAAGAGUUUUUUACAUUUCAUAAAGAGAGGUGAUGUUGUUUGGGGAAGAACACAUAUUACAGAGGAAGAUCAAGGCCUUUCCCAAUCUCUACGCCGAUCAACUCAAGUAUUCCCUUGUUCAGAAUCUGUAAAACGAAAAUGUUUCAGUUUUUUUUGUUUUUAUAAGUUUUGUCUACAUAAUAAAAGUUGACAAAACUGA
Molecule: messenger RNA, 1614 nt
Organism: Raphanus sativus (radish)
Lineage: Eukaryota; Viridiplantae; Streptophyta; Magnoliopsida; Brassicales; Brassicaceae
Exons: 11
Coding region: 88-1356 (422 amino acids)
Cellular component (GO): mitochondrion
Molecular function (GO): protein binding
Source: RefSeq, a predicted model, not a curated record